This is a messenger RNA of Mercenaria mercenaria, 1925 nucleotides long. RefSeq names its product dynactin subunit 5-like. The record is from RefSeq and is a predicted model, not a curated record. The coding region runs from base 201 to 758 and encodes 185 amino acids. The transcript has 7 exons. NCBI's taxonomy places the organism in Eukaryota, Metazoa, Mollusca, Bivalvia, Venerida, Veneridae.
GGAUAAUUUUUAUUAAUCAAGCUCGCCAAAAUUAUUCCACUUUCUUAAAAAUACGGGCAGAAUUUGUGUAGAAAAGAUCGUUUUAUCGAAAUAUGGUUGAGAUAUCGAGAACAUUCAGUUUGUAAAUAUAGAUACAACUUAUUCCUAUUGAUUUGACUUUAUUUGUAAACUCUGUGUUCUGCUCCACAGUCACCAACAAGAUGGAACUGGUUGACACAUUCUACAAUAAUCCGGAGUACAUUGAAACAGCAUCAGGGAACAAGGUCAGUCGUUCAUCAGUACUGUGUGGAAGUCAAAAUAUUGUAAUUAGUGGAAAGAGUAUAAUCAUGACAGACUGUGUUAUACGAGGGGAUCUGGCUAAUGUAAGGAUAGGUAGACACUGUGUGAUCAGCAGGAAAGCUGUCAUCAGACCACCAUUUAAAAAAUUUAGCAAAGGAGUUGCAUUUUUUCCACUCCAUAUUGGGGACCAUGUGUUUAUAGAUGAAGGUUCUAUUGUAAAUGCUGCACAAGUGGGAUCAUAUGUACAUAUUGGGAAAAACUGUGUAAUUGGUAGAAGAUGUGUGCUGAAGGACUGUUGUGCAAUAGCUGAUAACACUGUGUUACCACCAGAGACAGUUGUUCCCCCAUUUACUGUAUUUUCUGGCUCUCCAGGAACAUUUACCAGUGAGCUGCCAGAAUGUACACAAGAUUUAAUGGUUGACUUCACAGUUAGUUACUAUCAACACUUUAAACCAACUGGCAAAGGGAAAGGAAAAUAGAUUUACAGCCUUAGCUUCUUUACAGACUACAAUGAAAUAUGGGAAUCCAAGGACAUCCAAAAAUAGACAUUGCUGCUUAUGAUGCCAUUCACUUUUGAAAUAUUGAUAGGAUUCUGGAAAUGUGCUUUACAUAUUGUGACUGUUUAGUACAGAAAUUAUCCAGUGGCAGUUUAAGAGGAUAGUGCUACCUAACUGUGGACCCUGGUAUUAAAUGUGCAAUAUAUGAUGUAAACGAAGUGUUGAUUUUCUGGUUUAUGCCUUUUAAAUGUGUAUGUAUUCAAAUGUGUGUUGCUUUGUCUAUUAAAGAAGAAAUGCUACAUUAUUACUUUAUAUUUUAUUCUAUGGUGGUAGCAAUUUUCCCUCUUAUUUAUUCAGUUCUACAUGUUACCUGAAAAAAAAGUUCUCUUGUUUUUUCUUUGUUUGUUUUUUCUGAAUUGUAUCUACAAAGUAGAGUUGAACCAGACAUGCUCUUAGUAUUUGGUUUAAACUAUAGAGAAAAUUAGUAGCCAGUACUUUAUUUGUAUUCUUUAAAAUUGUGUAGUUUUCCUCGACCAGUCUGGUUGAACUAUCAGUAAAAUUAGUAACUGAAGAGUAAAUCUCAAAAAGAAUAACCUUAUUAUAUUGUUUGCUUUCUACUAUGGGGUUGUAGACAAAGGGGCUUAAAUGUUAAUGAAAUACACAAGAGAUUUAAAAUGAUAAACUUGAGACAAAGUUAUUACAACAUAGAAGAUGUGUUUUAGUUUUGUUUUUGUCAGGAAUAUUGUACCACUGCAAUUUCUGUGCUGUUUCGUCCAUGUAUUUAGACUUACUUCAUUUUAACCAAGCUUUCAUUUACUGAAACAAAAUUUUGAUUUGUUUGAAUAAUCUAUCAAAACGUAGCUGAUUAUAAAUGCAGUGUUGAAAGUCUUUCAUGAAAUUUAUUUACUGGUAUAUCAUCAUAACUAUUAAUCUAAACUACAUUACUAUCUUCCCAGUAUGGCUGCAUUGAACUGUACAAGUCAUCAAGGAAGACUAUACCUACAUACAUUUACUUGUUUUACAUUUAACAAUGUGGUACAUACUUACUGAACAGAAGGGUAUUCUUGAGUGGGUGGGGUACAGGGAGGUGUGUGUUGUGUUGUAUCAUAAAUGCUUACACUUAUUGAAAAUAAAUGUUACAAACACAUA